CUGGAUGCGAACGACCGUUUCUGGUUCCCCAAACAGGACAAUGCCGCACAGCCAAGCCUGGCACAGCAAGAUCCUUCCAUCUCACGUCUCCAGAUAAAGCAAAAAUUGACAGCUUCGCCGGCCAAUGAACAAUGCUCCAACUCAACUCUCGCACGUCGCCCGGGCGCAAACCCGGCCGAGUCUAUCUUCGGCGGACCAAUAUGGACGACUCCCCAAGGCCCAAGAUGAGUGGUUUUCUCAGCAAGCCAGCCCUGCAUUGCGUUUCUAACAUUGGAGUUAUCCCGUCUUACCUUCCCGCCUACGGAAGACUUAACCCUGACCUAACCGGGAACGAGCGUGACGUACGCAGGGAGGCGUGAAGCACGGGUGCCGGAGCUUGUGAAAGGCGAGGGCACCGAUGGGUUCGUCCAGCUGAUGUCGGAGGAGGGGGGCAUGGAAACUCUGGGCUAUCUGAAGCAUAUCGGUUUCCCCUCCUAAACGUUCCGCAAUACGAAAGAGGAUGGACGGAUAGAUGAAAGGUAGAGCAGCGAUAUGAUCGAUCCUAUUUAACUCGACGCGUUUCCCUCGUCUCUCGCUCCCGUGGGUUGGAAUCAUCGUUAUCGAGACACGAACGCAAUCAACAUACCCCUCAGCAACCCAACUCAAAUCACCAGAACAAAUGCAUUCACCAACGGAUUCGUCGACAAGUUCACGAUCGGAUGAUUCGCCGAUAGUCAUUUCGCCGGCUGCUUCGCCAACGGCUUCACCACCGGAAAAGGCACCGCUGACGACGUCGUCGACCACCACCACCACCACCACCAACAACAGCAACAAAACCCCCACUGCCACAACCACCAAGAGGCCGUCGUCGCCGCCGCCGAAGGUGAGUAACACGGACGUCCUCAUCAUCGGCGCCGGCCCGACGGGCCUCACCCUCGCCCUCGAGCUCUCAGUCCAGAGCAUCCCCUUCCGCAUCAUCGACAAGCUCCCCGAGCCCUCGGACAAGUCGCGCGCCCUCGCCGUCCAGUGCCGCUCGCAGGAGCUCCUCAACCGCCACCCGCACAUCGCCGAGUCCAUGCUCGCCGACGGCACCAAGGGCCCCGGCGUCAACAUCUACUGCAACAAGCGCCACCUCGUAACCGGCACCUUUGACGACCUCGGCUUCGAUGACACCCGCUUCCCGCUGCCCCUGUGGGUCUCCCAGGCCGACACCGAGGCCGCCAUGCUCCGCCAGCUCGAGGUCUACGGCGGCACCGUCGAGCGCGGCGUCUCGGCCCAAGACAUCAAGCAGGACGGCGUCCGCGCCAGCGCCACUCUCGUCAAGAGCUCUUCCUCAUCCUCUUCCUCCACCCCCGAGAAAGAGAUAUUGCGUGCCAAGUACAUCGUUGGCUGCGACGGCGCCCACAGCGUCGUCCGCCACAGCGCCGACGUGACGUUUGAGGGGUCGCAGUACCCGCAGCAGUACAUUCUCUGCGACGCCAAGGUCCGCGGCGACUACGACGCCGAACGCGUCUCCCUCUUCCUCGGCAGCCGCGUUAUGGUCGUCUUCCCCAUCAGGGACGGCGUCAUCCGCAUGGUCGGCGAGCGCUCGUCACGCAGCAAGCGCGAGGGCGACCCGGACGUCGCCGAGAUCGAGGCCUUCAUGGAGGAGGUCAUGGGCCGCCGCCCCGAGAUCGAGGAGGCCCUCUGGCUGGCGAGCUUCCGCUGGAACUGCCGCGGCGUCAACCGGUACCGCGACGGCCGCCUGUUCCUCGCCGGCGACGCCGCGCACAUCCACUCCCCCGCCGGCGGGCAGGGCAUGAACACGGGCAUCCAGGACGCCGUCAACCUCGGCUGGAAGCUGGCGGCCGUCCUCCGCGGCGAGAAGGAAGAGUCCUUCCUCGACACGUACCACGAGGAGCGGCACCCGGUCGGCCAGCACCUGCUCACGGGGACGGACCGCAUGUUCAGCAUGGUGGCGUCGCAGAACACUAUCUUCACCACCGUUCGCAACGCGCUGAUGCCCUGGAUCGUCCCGCGCGUGUGGAACAACCGGGCGCGGCGGCUGUCCGUCUACACCUUCAUCUCGCAGAUGGCCAUCAAGUACCGGCGGAGCUCCAUCGUCGGCACGGCCAUCGGGUUCGAAGGGCCCGUGAGGGGCGGCUGGCGCGCGCCGGACGGCCAGUUGACGGACGAGAGGGGCGAGAAGGCACGGUGGCUGCUCGGCAUGACGAGCGCGCGCGACCACACCAUCCUCCUCUUCGCCGGCGUCGAGGCCGACGAGGAGAACCUCGAGGCGGCCGAGGAGAAGCUCGUGACGGACGGCCGGUUCAAGGAGUACGAGGUCGUCAAGGUCUACGCCGGCGACACGGUCGGCAAGGGGGGCUACAAGGACGUCGACGGCAUGCUGCACAAGCGGUACGGGUUCGAGAAGGGGGCCGGGUUCGUGGUCGUCCGGCCGGACGGGUACGUCGAGUUCAUCGGUCCGGCCGAGUGUGUUGAGGAGUUCCUCAUGAUGUGAGACGG
Molecule: messenger RNA, 2484 nt
Organism: Colletotrichum destructivum
Lineage: Eukaryota; Fungi; Ascomycota; Sordariomycetes; Glomerellales; Glomerellaceae
Product: Putative FAD-binding domain, FAD/NAD(P)-binding domain superfamily
Exons: 1
Coding region: 659-2479 (606 amino acids)
Molecular function (GO): FAD binding; oxidoreductase activity
Source: RefSeq, a predicted model, not a curated record